AUCAAUUUUCAGGGUCGAAAUAUGAGGAAUCAAUGUUAAACCCUGAAAAUUGGUUUUUGCGUGCAGCUCAGAAUUAGAGUGGAGAAGUGGAGCAAAAAUGACGAGGGCGGCUCUCUUUCACUUACUGCGAUCACAGUCCAAGCAGCUCGCAUCCUCAAACUUCCUUUCAGGUUAUCAACCUUGUAGGUCUGGAGCCUGGGCACUUGGCCUGAACACCAAAUUCGGGUUCAACUCUGGCUUUGAUAUCAAUGCUUCCCAGAAAAGAUGGGCUUCUCAUGCCACAACAAAAGAGGAUGAUGGGAAAAUCAGCAUUGGACCACGUAGAGGUGGCGAAGUUGGGGAAGAUGGAAAAGACUCUGGGGUUGUCUACUAUGGUCCGAUCUCAUCUACUAUAAAGAAAGUGAAACUUCUCUCGCUUUCAACCUGCUGCCUUUCUGUCUCUCUAGGCCCGGUGAUAACCUUUAUGACAUCUCCGGGUAUGAAUGUGAUCUUGAAAGGUGCUGUGGCAUCUUCAGUGAUAUUCUUGAGUGCUUCUACCACAGCUGCCCUUCACUGGUUCGUGACCCCAUACAUCCACAAGCUGAGAUGGAAGCCUGGUUCAGACAGUUUUGAGGUGGAAAUGUUGUCAUGGCUUGCAACAUACAUUCCAAGGACCAUUAAGUUUUCUGAUAUCCGGCCAGCAGAAACCAAUAGGCCUUUUGUGACUUUUAAGGCCAAUGGGAACUUUUACUUCGUCGACCCUGAUCAUUGCCAUAACAAGGCUUUGCUAGCAAGACUGACUCCACAGAAAGCAACUCAGGAAUCAGCUUUUAAGAAUUUAUGAUCAUUAGAUGCUGAGUUCUCAGAAGUUUUGCUCUAGGUGGCUGAAUUAUGUUAUAGAAAAGAAAUCAUGUAGUGCAAUGAGCCUUUGCGGCUUCUACUUGUUUUUUCAUCUGUUUAUGCAUGAGACACCAGUUUCAGGUUUUUUGAUAAAGAAAUAAUUAAUAUUUGGGAAA
Molecule: messenger RNA, 995 nt
Organism: Prunus avium (sweet cherry)
Lineage: Eukaryota; Viridiplantae; Streptophyta; Magnoliopsida; Rosales; Rosaceae
Biological process (GO): mitochondrial proton-transporting ATP synthase complex assembly
Cellular component (GO): mitochondrial membrane
Source: RefSeq, a predicted model, not a curated record